CAUGCACGCCUCAAGUAUACAAUUGAUGAUAGGGAUCUUAAUUGGUUCCGUUCGGAGGUAGAAUCUCGUUUAGGAUACAAACUAGAUCCACCGGCUGUAUAUCAUUUUGAAGAUAAUGCUGAUCGAUACGGUUGGACAAAAGGUCUUGGUGAUAAAUGGCAUUUUUGUAUGUACAUAGAAAAUGGUCGCGUUAAAGAUUUUCCAGGAUUACCGACAAAGACUGGGCUACGUGAAAUUGCAAAGAUACAUAAGGGUGAUUUUAGAUUGACACCUAACCAACAUCUCAUCCUCGGUAAUAUUUCUCAAGCCGAUAAGCCAAAAAUCGAAGAAAUGUUAAAGAAAUACAAGUUAGACAAUCUACAGUUCACCGGUCUCAGAAUGAAUUCAAUGGCAUGUGUGGCGUUACCAACAUGCGGUUUAGCAAUGGCAGAGUCUGAAAGAUAUCUCCCUUCACUUGUCUCAAAAUUAGAAUCUAUUAUAGAGGAAGUAGGAUUAAGAGACGAUGCUAUUACAAUCAGAAUGACAGGAUGCCCUAAUGGUUGUGCACGCCCUUAUGUGGCAGAAAUCGCGUUCGUUGGAAAAACCGUAGGUACAUAUAAUGUUUAUUUGGGAGGAGGAUUUCACGGUCAAAGGUUGAAUAAGCUAUACAAGGAAAACAUGAAAGAAGAUGCGAUCUUAAAAGAGUUAAAACCAAUUUUGUUGCGAUAUUCUAAAGAAAGAUUGGAUGGCGAAAGAUUUGGCGAUUUUGUAAUUAGGAAAGGUUAUGUAAAGGCCACCAUCGCUGGAAAAGAUUUUCACGAUUUAUAA
Acaulospora morrowiae is the source of this 807-nucleotide messenger RNA. Lineage: Eukaryota; Fungi; Glomeromycota; Glomeromycetes; Diversisporales; Acaulosporaceae. The record is from the annotation of a GenBank genome assembly.